AUGGAGUCCCUCUUCAACGACGCUGAAAAGCGCUUCAUUUUGGCCGAGAUGAUCAAAAUCAGCCAGCUGGACGUUGGUAUUUUGGUGAGCUUCAUCAAGGCGCAUGGGAUAAGGCCAGACUGGCUGCACAUGCAGCUCCCUGGAGGGCGCACCUUGAGUCAAUGUCUCCACGCAGCAGAGAGCAUGCUCGAGGUACCGAUGCAGCCUCCACCCAUGGUAUCGCCUCUGAAGCGCAAAUCGCUAGGUGACUUGGACGACUAUGUCUCGAAACGACAGGCAGUCGAAUCCCCGGGCGAGUCAUCCCGGCACGGCAUACCCCCCAGCCCCGGUGUGCAGCACCAUUCGCAGCCGGCGAACGUUCAACCUCGCCCGAAUGGGAACAGUCCGGCUCCGCUAGUCCCUAGCAUCUCGGCAGCCCCCUACAAUCCAUCCUUGACCGGCCGUAGACGCGGACGGCCACCGAAGUCGGUGCAAAAUACAUGGCAGUUGUCAUAUCCACCGAUCGCUCCGUCACCCCCGAUCCCGGCUGUUCCUCAGCCCCACAGUCCAGGUGUGCACGCUCACCCAGCCCACCAGGGGUCGGUCCCAGGGCCGUCAGAGCAGAGGCUGAAGAAGAAAGCGCUGCCCGAGAUCGCACCGCGACCAACUCAAGGCAUGCCUAGCCUGGAGCCGGCCGUCAGAUCACCAGCGGCGCCCGGUGCAGAUUACCAAAGCUGGCGGGAGGAGACAUCGCGUCGGGAUUAUUACCAUGUCCACUCCGCCGAGGCCGCCGCGCGAGAACGGUCCUUCCCAUCACCCUACCCGCAAAUCCUACCCCGACCACAGAGUCCGCACCCACGCCUCCCUCCGGUAGAACCAGCAUGUCCAGCAGCGCCAACGGAACCAAGACGUUACGGGGAGCCACCCCCGAUGGCAGCUUCGGAGCUGGCGAAGAACGCGGGUCAGACAUCGGCUGGGGAACCGAUCAAAACAUGA
Messenger RNA from Chaetomium strumarium, 975 nucleotides. RefSeq lists its product as uncharacterized. The transcript has 3 exons. The record is from RefSeq and is a predicted model, not a curated record. NCBI's taxonomy places the organism in Eukaryota, Fungi, Ascomycota, Sordariomycetes, Sordariales, Chaetomiaceae. Bases 1 to 975 code for a protein of 324 amino acids.